GUUGAAUCUCAAUGAAUUAUCAAGUCGAAAAAUUUGAUAUUUCCAUUCCAUUCCAUUAUCUAUCACAGACAAUAUUUUAUCUUCACGCGUGAAUUACAAAUGAGUUAUGGGGAAUUUACUAGUACAGGCAAUAUUUCCUCUCAUAAUAAUUUUACUGAGUGCAAAGUCAGUGAUUAAUUCAGCGAACGAGGUAGAUAAAUACACAUUUGGCGCAGCUGUUGUCGAGUAUCAUCCAGUAGAUAACUCUUCUCUCACCCCAGAAGAGAGGCUUGAAGCAAGAACAAAAAGUUUCAUCGAUCUCUUGAAGAAAGUUGAACUAGAUUUGGAUAUUAUAGUAUUUCCAGAAUCGGUAUUAACACCAUUUGUAAAUGAAACAGAAUUUUACAGUGAAGUGCCUAAACCUUUCGAAGUGAUUCUUUGUAAUUCAACUGACAAAAGAUACAAGGAUUAUUUAAAGGAAUUAUCAUGUGCUGCAGUCAAAUACAACACUACGAUUGUUAUCAAUACUGUGGAGAAAGAAAACUGCACUUCAAACAAUUCCACAGGAUUUUGUCCCUCAUCGGGAAUCGUUUUAUAUAAUACCAACGUAGCGUUUGAUGGAAACGGAUUUGUUUCUGGCAGGUAUCGCAAGUGGAAUUUGUAUGGAGAAUAUCAACUUAGUGUACCACCAACUGCAGAACUGGUAACGAUAACUACCAAAAAUAAUAAUACUUUUGGUAUAUUCACAUGUUUCGAUAUACUAUUCAAUGUUCCUGCUCUGAACUUAACGAGAGAUCUGGCGAUUAAGAAUAUCAUUUUUCCAACCCACUGGUUUUCGGAACUGCCAUAUUUAACAGCUCUUCAAACUCAACAGAUGUGGGCGCAUGAAAAUAAUGUGAAUUUACUUGCUGCUGGUGGUAAUAAUCCCAGAAGUGGGUCUGGUGGAAGUGGUAUUUUUAUCGGUAAGUUUGGUUUAGGCCUCAUUCAACUACACGAAACACGUGACUUGGAAUCUACCACUGCGUUCAUUGGAGGAGUUGGAGGAACAAUCGCAAUUGCUAAAAAAGUUCCUAGACUCGACAUUCCAAAUAAUCCUUAUUUGAAUAUGACUCCAAUUGAUGAAAAUGUUAAUGAGUUGGCUAAGAACUUGGAUAGUGUCAAGCUCAUAGUUGAUAAAACUUUGAACAGUAAGUAGUUGAAGUGAAGAACA
Leptinotarsa decemlineata (Colorado potato beetle) is the source of this 1189-nucleotide messenger RNA. RefSeq names its product vanin-like protein 3. The record is from RefSeq and is a predicted model, not a curated record. Lineage: Eukaryota; Metazoa; Arthropoda; Insecta; Coleoptera; Chrysomelidae.